This is a messenger RNA of Ficedula albicollis (Collared flycatcher), 998 nucleotides long. RefSeq names its product progesterone receptor membrane component 1 (gene PGRMC1). The annotation marks the transcript as partial. Gene Ontology annotation, cellular component: membrane; endomembrane system. The record is from RefSeq and is a predicted model, not a curated record. The transcript is spliced from 3 exons. Lineage: Eukaryota; Metazoa; Chordata; Aves; Passeriformes; Muscicapidae.
CCCCAGGCGGUGGCGGGCGAGGGCGGCGGGCUGCUGCUGGAGAUCGUAGGCUCCCCGCUCAACCUGAGCCUGCUGGGCCUGUGCCUCUUCCUGCUCUACCAGAUCCUGCGGGGAGAGCGGCCCGCGGCACCCGCGGGCGAGGCGGACCCGCCGCCGCUGCCCAAAAUGAAGCGCCGCGAUUUCACGCUGGAGCAGCUGCGGCCCUUCGACGGCGUGAGCGACCCGCGCAUCCUCAUGGCCGUCAACGGCAAAGUCUUCGACGUGACCCGCGCCAGGAAGUUCUACGGGCCCGAGGGCCCAUAUGGGAUUUUUGCUGGAAGAGAUGCAUCCCGAGGUCUUGCCACUUUCUGCCUGGAUAAGGAGGCACUGAGGGAUACGUAUGAUGACCUCUCUGAUCUCAACGCUACACAGCAAGAGACCUUGAGGGACUGGGAGUCACAAUUCACUUUUAAGUAUCAUCAUGUUGGUAAGCUGCUGAAGGAGGGGGAGGAACCCACUGUGUACUCUGAUGAAGACGAAAAAGAUGUCCAGGAUGCAAAGAAAGAAUAGAUGUUGCAGUGAGGAACAAUCUAUUUUUGAACCAUAAAGGAUCAUUUGUAACAUUCCACUUCUGUUUCACAAGGUGCAGCAGCGGCAAGGCUUACAAAAGUUCCAGAGGUACAGUGAAUGGUUUCUUUUCAAAGAUUUCCUUUUAAAAUACAGUGGAAAGCUGCUGAAGGUCUAUGAUCUGUCUUCCUUUAAACCCACAUAAUAAGAAGUAAGCAUGACAAAUGUCUUGUGCAAAAGUAAACUACAAUUUUGGCAAUAAAGGACUAUUUUUCUGCUAUCACCAUUUAGUGCAAAGUAGCUCAAAAUCAUGUUUUUCAUUACCAACCUAGUACUGUGGACACAAGCACAUGAAUAACUUCACAUAUGCAACACAAACACCACUAAAUCUUCUUUUGUGUUAGCUUCUGCAGGAUCUGUCCCCAGGGUUGUAAUUCCUUUAGAAAAGGGAC